Didymella exigua CBS 183.55 is the source of this 1722-nucleotide messenger RNA. RefSeq lists its product as uncharacterized. NCBI's taxonomy places the organism in Eukaryota, Fungi, Ascomycota, Dothideomycetes, Pleosporales, Didymellaceae. The record is from RefSeq and is a predicted model, not a curated record. Gene Ontology annotation, molecular function: metal ion binding. Bases 1 to 1722 code for a protein of 573 amino acids. The transcript has 2 exons.
AUGGACAGCCCGGAUGUGCACCGCCAUCUGCGCGGCGACGGCUACGGGGGAGAGACGUGGGUCGACUUCCUGCGCGAAGGAGGCACAUCCAGCUCCAACAUGGACCCUCAGGCUGCGUCGCCAUCGUCGCCGUCGUCGUCGGUCCCGCCGUUCGCUCUUCCCUCGCGGCCGCCCCCGCGCACCGACACGCCGUCCUCAGCCAGCAGCACCUCGGCGGACCGCAAGCGACGUCUCACCACGGCCGAGUCGCCCGUCCGAAGAGGCUCCGGUAUGCGCCCACACAGCGCCUCGCGCGCGGGCUCCAGCGCCGACCCCAUCGUGCUCGACUCGUCACCCGCCCCGCCGCUGCGCGAACGACGUCUGCCGCCCCCGCCCGAACGACGUCUGCCGCCCCCGCCCGAACGACGCCUGCCGCCCCCGCCCUCGCAGACACCCCGCUCCCUGCGCCGCGAGAGCGACCUGGUAAUCCCGCCGUGGCAGCCUGACGCCGACGUGGCCGCCUGUCCGGUGUGCAGCAGGCACUUCACCUUCUUGUUUAGAAAGCACCACUGCCGGAAGUGCGGCCGCGUCGUGUGCUCGCAGUGCUCGCCGCACCGCAUCACCAUCCCGCGCCAGUUCAUCGUCCACCCGCCCACCGACGGCCUCAACAGCAUCAUCGACCUCACCGCCGCCGACGACGACGCGAGCCUCCUGUCCAGCUUCGGCCCCUUGCGCAACCCAGCGUUGGGCGGCGGCGAGGAAGUCCGCGUCUGCAACCCGUGUGUCCCGGACCCCAACUACAGCCUGCCGCCGCAGUACCCGUUGCAGACCGGCCGUGCAGCUCCCACUCCCCCCACCAGGCCAGACUACAACCCUGCCGCCGUGCCGCCCUACCAACGCUCGCACCGCUCCGCCUCCAGCGUGCAUGUGGUCCCGCACGCCACUGAUCGACGCCAGUCGCAGUCGCAGUCGCAGUCGCAGUCGCAGUCGCAGUCCUCGCGUGCUUCGAACAGCAAUCGGCGUGUUAGCUACCACGAUGCUGCACUCAACGAGGACCGUUGGCCGGCACCUCUGCCAAACCUGGGCCACGUGUACUCUGGCCAGCACAGCCAGAGCUCAACAUUACGUCCACUCGCAGCUCCUUCUUAUAUCCCGCAACCGCUCCAGCAUCGUUCUGCCUCGGGUUCGAGUUCCGCAAGAGCAGGCGACAUGUUCCCACGCCAGUUCUUCAUACCCUCACAACUCCCGCCCGCCCAGCUGCUGAACCCUCGUCCUCGACGUCAGAUCGCGGAAGAGGACGAAUGUCCUAUCUGCGGAGGCGAGCUGCCAGAGAAGGGUCCGAAUGGAGAUGACUCGGCACGAUCCCAGCACAUCGAGGAAUGUAUUGCGCUCCACUCCUCAUCGCCGGCGCCGAACGCUGCUGCACGACCGCAGGCGCAGACAUCCGCCAGCCUGCCCAUGACUCGCACCCGUGGCAUGAGCAGUGCAGCGGCUGGCGAAGGGUCGUCUCACCGCCACAGUCACGCGGCUCGCGGCAUGUUCCCUUACAUCGCUUCAGAGAAGGACUGCGUGGACGAAGAUGGUAACGACGCCGAAUGCGUCAUCUGCUUCGAGGAGUUCCAAGCCGGCGACGAGAUGGCCAGGCUGGUGUGCUGGUGCAAGUUCCACGAGAAAUGCAUCAAGCAGUGGUGGAGGAUGAAAGGCCGCGGCGCAUGCCCAACCCACCAAUUGCACGAGGAGUAG